UAAUCUUUCCUACAAAAUGUAAAAAAAUGUGUAACAAAAAUUGCUAUAUGUAAUAUUAUAUUGAUAAAUAGAAAAUUUCCAAAUUUAUCCGAAAAAUAAAUAGAACCUUUACUAUACAACCUCCAACUCCAAUUCCAAUAGAUAAACAGUCUUAAACCCUAAGAGCACCCAAACACGAAAGCUGCAACAUCGAACGACAUCAAUCUUCCCUUUGUUGCUUUCGCUCUCGCUCUAUAGCAAUUAUGAGACCUCCCCACAUAGGUAAGAACACUAAAGCCUUUUAUUUUUUUACUUGUUCUCUGUUUAAUUCGACCUAAAGUAUAGCGUUUUGUUUGUUAACUCCAAAUUAGUUUUAUCAGUUAUCACAAUAUCUCUAGCUGAAUUUCUUGUUACGUAAACUGUUUUGAGUCUUCACUGCUUCAAUCCAAGUCUAAUGGGAGAUUUAAUAAUACUCUCUUCUGAGUUCUGAUUUCGGUUUUAUGUAUAUAAUUAUGCCAUCAGGACGUGGUGGUGGUGGUAGUGGAAGAGGUUUAGCCAGAGGCGGUGAAGGAGGUGCCAUAAGAGGCCGUGGCAGAGGCCGAGAAAGUGGCCCUGGAAGAGUAAAAAGCCGUGAAAGUGAAUCCGGAGGAAUUAAGGGAGGAAGCAAAGUGUUAGUGACACCACACAGGCACGCAGGAGUGUUUGUUGCCAAAAGUAAAGCAGAUGCUCUUGUCACCAAGAACUUAGUUCCUGGUGAAAUCAUUUACAAUGAGAAGAGAAUCUUUGUUCAGAACGAAGACCGAUCUACAGUUGAAUACAGAGUUUGGAACCCUCAUAGGUCUAAGUUAGCUGAUGCUAUUACCACUGGUGUUGAUAACAUUUGGAUCAAACCUGGUGUUAACGUUCUUUACCUUGGUGCUUCUUCCGGAUACACUGUAUCUCAUAUCUCUGACAUUGUUGGUCCUGAGGGAUGUGUUUACGCUGUUGAGCAUUCUCAUAUAUGUGGUAAAGUUUUGAUGAACAUGGCGGAGAAGAGAACUAAUGUUAUACCAAUCAUUGAAGAUGCUAGACAUCCUGCCAAGUACAGAAUGCUUGUGGGAAUGGUUGAUGUCAUAUUCUCUGAUGUUAAUCAACCAGAUCAAUCUAAGAUAUUGGGUCUCAAUGCUUCUUAUUUCCUCAAAUCUGGAGGUCACUUUAUGAUCUCUAUAAAGGCAAAUUCUAUAGACUCAACAAUUGCAGCAGAAACAGUGUAUCAGAUGGAAGUGGAGAAGCUGCAAAUGGAAGAGUUGAGACCAACAGAGAUAUUGCAUAUUGACUCUUGUGAGGAAAAGCAUGCUUGUGUUUUUGGUGGAUAUCGCUUGCCUAGGAAGCAAAAAGCUGAUACUGCUGUUUAAUUAGGAAUCCAACCUCUAUACUUAGUUUGUGAUUAUUAUAAGAUUUUUCAUAUACAUUCAUGACGCUUUAUUUAUUAAAAAAAAAAGUUAUUUGGUUUUCACUGAUUUGUCUUCUAACUAGUAUGAGUUUUAAGAAGUGGAGUUUUGCUAGA
Arabidopsis lyrata subsp. lyrata is the source of this 1525-nucleotide messenger RNA. RefSeq names its product putative rRNA 2'-O-methyltransferase fibrillarin 3. Gene Ontology annotation, biological process: box C/D sno(s)RNA 3'-end processing; rRNA methylation. The transcript has 4 exons. Gene Ontology annotation, molecular function: RNA binding; rRNA methyltransferase activity; histone H2AQ104 methyltransferase activity. The coding region runs from base 480 to 1373 and encodes 297 amino acids. The record is from RefSeq and is a predicted model, not a curated record. Gene Ontology annotation, cellular component: box C/D methylation guide snoRNP complex; nucleolus; small-subunit processome. Lineage: Eukaryota; Viridiplantae; Streptophyta; Magnoliopsida; Brassicales; Brassicaceae.